AGAUAAAGAUCCUGCCAGGCUGCCUGCGAGCCCGAGGCUCCCGUCCCGGGUAUAUAUUUCCCGCCUCCCCCUACACAUUUCCCUUACGACAUCCUCGACAUUCGACCAAGCACAAGCAGCAAAGAGACGCAGAGGGAGGGGGACUGGUUGCUUACUGCCUGAGUGCCCUGUGCUGGUUAGCUUCGACCUUCAGCUUCUAGCGCAUGGCGGACAUGGGGGUGCGUGACAACUUGCCCUGCUCCACUUCCUGGAGAGAGCUCACACACACCAGCUGGAGGGAUGACGAUUACAGGAGGAUGGUGAUGGCGAGCCUGAUCGAGGCGGUGUACCUGCUGGAGCUGGAGAGGCAGGAGCGGCGGGACGCGGCGGAGGUGGCGCAGCAGUGGUGGAAGCCCUUCAGCUACCGCCUCGUGCACGAGCUGGUGGACGAGCGCGACGGCUCCGUCUUCGGCGCCAUCUUCGAGUGGGAGGACCGCCACCUGCUCGACCGCCGCGGGGAGGAGGAGAGGCCCACCGGCGCGCCCAGCGCGGUGAUCGCGUUCCGGGGCACGCUGCUGCGCGCGCCCACCAUCCGGCGGGACGUGGAGGACGAGCUGCGCCUGCUGGCCUGCAACAGCCUCCGCGGCUCCGCCAGGCUCCACGGCGCGCUGCAGGCGCUCAGGGCCACCAUCGACAGGUUCGGCUCCGAGAACGUGUGCCUCUGCGGCCACUCCCUCGGCGCCGGCUUCGCGCGCCAGGUCGGCAGGAUGCUCAUGGCCUCGCGCCAGCAGCAGCCGCCGCAGCCGCAGCAGCAGAACCCCGCCGCGGCGCUCGAGUUCCACCUCUUCAACGCGCCCUACCUGUCGCUGCCCACGGGCGUGCGGAGGGUGGUGAGGACGGCCGACUGCCUGCUCAAGACGGUCCGCACCGGCGUCGCCGCCGUCGGCAGGUGGCACGGCAAGGCGCUCAAGAACGUCGCCUACGCCAACUGCGUGCUCGGCUACACGCGCCUCGACAGCGACGGGAGGAGGUUGUUCGAGUGAUGAGAAGAGACCAUGCCGCAACUGCAACUGAUCUGCCACAUCCAUGGCUGACGCCAUGACUCGCCUGAAGAGAGGGAGGGAUCCAGCGCUGAAAACGUGCGACUGUACUGAAAAUCCCAAACACGCGGCACGUAUCUCGAUCAUGGAGGCCAUGAUCCCAACGAACGAACGAUCUAUCUACCAGCUUGUACUACUAGUAGGAUUCAAUUUGAAGGAGACAAUAAGCAUCCUGCCCGGCCCGGGGAUGCACGGCUUAGGUAGCUAGCUCAUUAGCCUGCAUGCUUGCUCUCUAGUCUGUACAUGUUAAUCGCUUUUCCACUGUCAAUUGUGAAUUAUACUAUUACUUA
This is a messenger RNA of Triticum urartu, 1369 nucleotides long. RefSeq names its product GDSL esterase/lipase At4g10955. The record is from RefSeq and is a predicted model, not a curated record. Lineage: Eukaryota; Viridiplantae; Streptophyta; Magnoliopsida; Poales; Poaceae.